Molecule: messenger RNA, 2159 nt
Organism: Teleopsis dalmanni
Lineage: Eukaryota; Metazoa; Arthropoda; Insecta; Diptera; Diopsidae
Product: Hermansky-Pudlak syndrome 1 protein-like
Exons: 3
Coding region: 118-1896 (592 amino acids)
Biological process (GO): vesicle-mediated transport
Cellular component (GO): BLOC-3 complex
Molecular function (GO): guanyl-nucleotide exchange factor activity
Source: RefSeq, a predicted model, not a curated record
CUGAAGAAGAAGCACCACAUAGGGUAGUUUAAUAUUUACAUCGGAAAAAUUUCUCUACACUUAAAAAAAAUUGCAAAAAUGUUUAUGGCUUAAAAGCACAAAAUUUAAAUAAUCAAAAUGAACGGCUUAAUAGUGUUUAACAGUGCAAAUGACGUUGUUUUCCAACAAUUCAACGCCGCACUGUCGGAAAAGGUAAAGGAUAUAGCAAUUAAGCAAGGACUGCUGGAUGAAGAUGCCAAUGGUGCUGUGGAUGGUAAUAUAAUUUUACAAAUAUUCAGUCCAGUUAUUAACUCGCAACGCAUAAUGCAUUUCCAAUUCGAUAACACAUACGCCAGCUUCGAGUGCGAAAACGGCUUGAAUUUUACAUUUGGCGAACUGCUCGGUUGCACGUUCAUCAAAAUUGGACAAAAACCAGUAAAAACUUUGAAACGUCACUUGGGUGUAGCUAUUGCACUAACGCGUCUUUUCUAUGGAGCAAACAUAUUUUCAACACAGGCCAGCAGCGUGCAGGAAGAACUGCUCUCCACUUGCUUGGAGUGCUAUGAAGAGCAUUUGUUUGACACCGAACAGUCGAUGAUGUUAGAAGCGCUGCCACAUUUAUUGAUUAAUGCAGAACUAAAGCGUACAGUUCGUUCAACUUUGGAUGCUGCACUGGAGCGCCUACGAGAGUUUGGCUAUAAUCGUGCGCACGCAUUAAUGUUUGUCUCGCAUAAGUUUGUAAGCAUAACCAGCACAAAGCAAGCCCUGAGUUUGAGUGCGGCAGAUCUGCUAUUCUUAGCACUGCUGGUUCGCUCCCUACAGCAGGACACAAAGCCACUAAACAACUCUGUGGCAGUAUUUUUGCAGGGCUUGUCGCAGGAUCCAUGUUCAGGCUGUGUGCCUUGCAUAGCGCAUCUGACGCAAUUGGAAAAAGGCAUUGUGCUCAUACAAAUCGUAGAAUACGCAAAUGUCCAGGUGGCUAGCAGCAUUUACGACACUUUCUUCGUGCUGCAGAAAAUUGUUUCCGUGCAAACGCAAGGCGAUACAGAUGCCUUGAAGCAAUCCUAUGAGUGUCUGAAAGUAUUUGUUAAGCAAUCGUUGGAUUCCCUAAAACGUGCCAAGCUCAAGGGUGACGAUCUUGAGAUUGCAGUUAAAAAGUUCAGUGCUAAAUGGGAAAACCUGCGCAAAAUGUAUGCGGAGUUUUUAAAGGGUUUUGAACGUGAAAUGCUGGUACGGAUAGAAUCGAAUAUGCCCUCCUUUGUGGAGGAUUUAAAACAACUAUUUACGCUGUCCUGUUGUGAUAGUUCUUCAGUAGCACUGGACCAACUGCCCGAAGUAGCUAGUAUUGUCGACAGCAAGUUAAUCGAAGUUUCUGAAUUUUUAGCUGUCAAGGCGGAACGCAACAUUUCCAUAGAAGCUUAUUUAGAGGACUUCCCCGGUUUAAUUCACUUUAUGUACAUAAAUCGUUCAUCUGGGCUUAUGAUAGCGCCCGACUUAAGAGUCAAUCAACUUGUGCCAAAGGAGAAACUUUGGUCAAUGGUGGAAUUCACACGCAACUAUUUGAAGAAAGGUCAAACAACUGUCAUGUGGAAAGACAAAACUUUCAAUUACUCUUAUUUUUUGUGGUUUGAGGAUCAAGCGAGUGGGGCCUUGAAAUCAGUUGAUCUACAGCAGCAUUUCAAUGCUCCCGCAACGGCAGGUAAAGUUCUCAAAACGCAGUAUGAGCCUGGCUUGCUUGCGAUGGAGUAUUAUCAGCAAUUGGCUGAAGAGUGUUUUCCCGAAGCGGCACCAGGCAAAAUUAAAUGCUACGAAUUAUUUUGUAUACAUUUGGGUUUGGUAACAGCAACGUGUGCAGUUGAACAUUCCAGGAGAUUAGUAGCCACUAUAGCAGAUGUGAUUGGAGAAGACUGUUUUUAAGUUAUGUAGUAGUUUUGUAAGAAAAUUGGACUAGCAGAUAGCUCAGUACUAAGUGCCAGCUGGAACUCAAAAAGCUUGCAGAGAAAUGACUCGGCUUACCAAUAAUAAUCGGAAGUUUGGCUGUAACCAGAAUAUUUAAGCUUAUAACUUUGGUAACUUUACUAAUCAUCGCUGGUACUUUUUGAUGAGCUCUGCAGUAUCAGUGUUCCUUUAUCAAUGUUUUAUAAAGGAUUUGUUAUCCAUUUAUUCCUUCUAGUCUCAUA